AUGGUCAAGGACCACAGCACUAAUGGCAACCUUUUCGCCACUCUCGCCAUGACGGAUGGACGAAGCGUUUCUUACUGCAUGAACACCGUCCACGAAGUUUUGGUCAACAGGGGUUUUUGGGUCUUGAUAUCUCGAGUUGAUGACCCAUUUGUACUGUCUCAAGAAUAUCUAUGGGGAGGAUUGUUCACAGCACUGGUCGCCUUGCCCACACAGCUUUUCUUUGCAUACAGAGUUUGGCAGUUCAGUGGAAAUAAGUGGAUAUUUCCAGCGAUAUUUGUUCCGUGCUCCCUGUUUCAGUUCGCGGGAUAUAUUGCAUUUAUUGCACUCUGUCUCAACGGUGGGCCCACCGCACAGAUUAUCUUCGCCAUAGAGAAAUUGCCCAUGGCGUUUUGGGGUGUUAGUGCAGCCGAAGACAUGCUGAUCUCUCUUGCCUUAAUGUGGUUCAUAUGGCGCAAGCGGGCUGGGGUAGGGUUUGACAGGUAG
Molecule: messenger RNA, 483 nt
Organism: Stereum hirsutum FP-91666 SS1
Lineage: Eukaryota; Fungi; Basidiomycota; Agaricomycetes; Russulales; Stereaceae
Exons: 13
Coding region: 1-483 (160 amino acids)
Source: RefSeq, a predicted model, not a curated record